AUGGCACCCAUCAAGAAAGCGGAGCCUUUCAAGAAAGCCCUGUACUUUACAGAGGCCGAGUUCAAAGAGCGUCAACGCCGGGCUCUGGAGCUCAUGGAGAGAGAGAAGCUUGAUGGCUUCCUCAUCACCAAGCAAGAGACUCUUUACUACUUGACCGGCUAUGAUACCUUUGGCUACGUCUUCUUCCAAGCCAUGUACUUCCACAAGGAUGGGUCCAUGCGCUUGAUCACUCGAAUCCCCGAUCUGCGCCAGGCUCUCUACACGUCAACUCUGGAGCAGAAGGACAUCCUCAUCCGAUCUGACAACGCUGGAAGCAACCCCGUAUCCUUGGUACCCAAGGUCCUAGAGGAUUUUGGAAUUAACUCGCCAUCUAAGCGAAUCGGUUACGAACCUGACUCCUGCUCUUUGACCCACCGCCUGGGAAAAGCGCUGGAAAAAGCUGUUCAUGGCCUUUGUGUACUGGUAGAUCACAGUGAUCUGUUCACCGAGCUUCGCAUUGUCAAAUCGGAGAUGGAAAUGCGCAAGGUUCGCAAGGCCGCGUAUCUGGCCGACUUUGCCCUCGUACGUGCCCUAAAGCUGGCCAAGCCCGGUGCCUACGAAGGUGAUCUGUGGAGGGAAAUCACCGGCACUGUCUAUGAGGGUGGCGGCGAUGAUCCUGCGAAUGAGAAUAUCCUUGUAUCUGGUAACAAGGCUGUUCUCACUCGUUACUCAACGGGCAAGCAAAAGAUUGACCGCCAGCUCACACUUGAGCAUGCCGCAGUGUAUAAGCAUUAUCAUGCAUGUCUAAUGCGCACGAUUCCUAUCGGCGGAAUUACCAAGCUGGCUCGAGAAAUGCACCGGGUCAAUGUACUUCAAAUGGAGGCAGCUAUGGCCGCACUUAAACCUGGCAAAGAGAUUGGCGACGUGUUCGAAGCUUACGCUCGUGUUGCAGACGAGAACGGCUUCCGGGAUCAACGCUUCAAUAGUUGCGGCUAUAGUUUGGGUGCCACUUUUUCGCCUACAUGGAUGGAUUAUCCCAUGUUUGUGCGAGGCCAGAAAGUGGUUGCUCAGUGUGGCAUGGUGUUCUUCAUCCAUAUUAUCCUGAUGGACAAAGCGACCGAUACUGCCAGCUCGAUUGGCCAGACGGUGGAAGUGACUCAGGAAGGAUGCGUGCCGCUGUCCAAACUUCCCUUUCAUCUUACACGAAGACAGACUAUUGCUAGUUGGAAAAAGAUCCGAAAGGAGGACUAUGGUUUUACCGCCGAUGAGGUCGACGAUGGAGAGAACCUUCAAGACGUCGAUCUCAGUGACGGGGAUGUCGACGAGGAGGACUAUGAUGUUGAGUACGAUUUUAGUGACUAUCAGCCAGCAGCUGCGCUGGGUGACCCAACUCAAAGUGCUUAG
Talaromyces atroroseus is the source of this 1383-nucleotide messenger RNA. RefSeq lists its product as hypothetical. The coding region runs from base 1 to 1383 and encodes 460 amino acids. NCBI's taxonomy places the organism in Eukaryota, Fungi, Ascomycota, Eurotiomycetes, Eurotiales, Trichocomaceae. The record is from RefSeq and is a predicted model, not a curated record. The transcript has a single exon.